ACUUUCUAUUCAACCCUUGGUGGUAUUAUUGUUAUAUUAAUAUUUUUAUGAAAAUUAAUAUUAUCACACACUCUAUAGAAACAUACACACAAUCACACACCGUACACACUCUCUGUUUGAUCUAUCUACAUGAACUUUACCUGUUCUGGAGGAGUUAACUAGAGGACGGAGGAUCUGGUGAUACUAACCCAGUGGAGAAGAUCUGGUGAGUUCAGCCUGUAGAAGAUCAGCGGUGGAGAUGAGGAGUGGGUGAGAUGGAGAACCGUCAGAACCGUCCACGACUCAGCCCAAUGGAGCCGGGCUCGCUUCGGUACUGCCUCCUCCUCCUGCUGCUGCUGCUGCUUCUCACCGCGCUGGAGAUCAGGACCGGAGAAGCCCAGGCAGUUUGUCCCGGCACUGACAACAAGCUCAGCACCCUGUCGGAUCUGGACCAGCAGUACCACACUCUGCGCAAGUUCUACGAGAACUGUGAGGUGGUGAUGGGUAAUCUGGAGAUCACCAGCAUCGAACGGAACCGCAACCUCAACUUCCUCAAGUCGAUCAGAGAGGUGACCGGCUACGUUCUGGUGGCUCUGAAUCAGUUUGAUUAUCUUCCUCUGGAGAAUCUGAGAAUCAUCCGCGGCACCAAACUCUACGAAGGUCGAUACGCUCUGGCCAUCUUCCUCAACUACAGACGAGACGGAUACUUCGGCCUCCGGCAGCUCGGCCUCAAGAACCUCACCGAAAUUCUGAAUGGUGGGGUUUACGUGGAUCAGAAUAAGUUCCUGUGUCAUGUGGACACCAUCCACUGGCAGGACAUCGUAUAUAACCCUCGAGCUGAACUGCUGGUGGUCCCGUCCAACAACAGCGGAAACUCAUGUCGGAGAUGUCACCGGUCCUGUAACGGACGCUGUUGGGGUCACCAAGAGGAUCAGUGCCAAAGCUUAACGAAGAUGGUGUGUGCUGAGCAGUGUGACGGGCGCUGUUUCGGCCCGUACGUCAGUGACUGCUGCCACAGGGAGUGUGCCGGGGGAUGCUCCGGACCCAAAGACACCGACUGCUUUGCUUGCACCAACUUCAACGACAGCGGCGCUUGUGUUACUCAGUGUCCUCAACCUUUCGUCUACAACCCGACCAGCUUCCAGCUGGAGCACAACCCUAAAGCCAAGUACACCUACGGAGCUUUCUGCGUCAAGAAGUGCCCACAUAACUUUGUGGUGGACCAGAGCUCCUGUGUUCGAGCCUGCCCCAGCAACAAGAUGGAGGUAGAAGAGAACCAGGUCAAAAUGUGCAUCCCCUGCACUGAUAUCUGCCCUAAAGUGUGUGAUGGAAUAGGAACAGGAAGUUUACAGAUGGCUCAGACCGUGGACUCCAGCAACAUCCACAAGUUCGUCAACUGCACCAAGAUCAACGGCAACCUGAUCUUCCUCAUCACCGGGAUCAAAGGAGACAUGUACCACGGAAUCGCAGCUCUGGACCCGGAGCGCCUGAACGUCUUCAGAACCGUCAGAGAGAUCACAGGCUUCUUGAACAUCCAGUCGUGGCCGGAGAACAUGACCAACUUCGGGGUCUUUUCCAACCUUGCGACCAUCGGGGGGAGAUCACUGUACAGUGGAAUUUCGCUGUUGAUCUUGAAGCUCCGCUGGAUCAUCUCCCUCCAGUUCCAGUCCCUGCAGGAGAUCAGCGCCGGCAACGUCUACAUCACCAACAACAGCCAGCUGUGCUACUACAACACCGUCAACUGGACCGGGCUGUUCCGCACUCGCGGCCAGAGAGCCGUCAUCAAGAGCAACAAGGACCUGCGAGAGUGCUCUCAGCUGCAGAUGGUGUGUGAUAAGCUGUGUUCUGAAGAAGGAUGCUGGGGUUCUGGUCCAGAUCAGUGCCUGUCCUGCAAGUUCUACAGCCGGGGGAAAACCUGUGUGAAGUCCUGUAACCUCUACAGUGGAGAUGUUCGGGAGUUUGCUAACGGUUCAGUGUGUGUGGAGUGUGACGGCCAGUGUGAGAAGACUGGAGACAGAACCGUGACCUGCCACGGCCCGGGUCCAGAUCAGUGUACGAAGUGUCUCCAUCUGAAGGACGGUCCAAACUGUGUGGAGAAAUGUCCUGACGGGCUUCAGGGAGCCACCAGCUUCAUCUUCAAAUACGCCGAAUCCAACAACGAGUGCCACCCCUGCCACCCCAACUGCACCCAGGGAUGCACUGGACCCCGCAUUCAAGACUGCAUUGGACUACUGGACAGGACCCCUCUGAUAGUCGCCGGGACGAUCGGUGGGCUGUUUGUGGUGGUCAUCAUAGCUCUGGGGUUUGCCAUUUUUGCCCGCCGCAAAAGCAUCAAGAAGAAAAGGUGUCUGCGGCGCUUCCUGGAGACCGAGUUGGUGGAGCCUCUAACUCCCAGUGGAAUGGCACCCAAUCAGGCUCAGCUGAGGAUCCUGAAGGAGACGGAGCUGAAGAGGGUGAAGAUUCUGGGAACUGGAGCUUUUGGAACUGUGUAUAAGGGUAUCUGGGUUCCAGAGGGGGAGAGCGUGAAGAUCCCAGUGGCCGUAAAGAUCCUGAGUGAAACUACAGGACCCAAAGCCAGCGUGGAGUUUAUGGACGAGGCGCUGAUCAUGGCCAGCAUGGAGCACCCUCACCUGGUGCGUCUGCUGGGGGUGUGUCUGAGCCCCACCAUCCAGCUGGUGACCCAGUUGAUGCCCCACGGCUGCCUGCUGGACUACGUCCACGAACACAAGGACAACAUCGGCUCCCAGCUGCUGCUCAACUGGUGUGUUCAGAUCGCAAAGGGGAUGAUGUACUUGGAGGAGAGACGGCUGGUUCACAGGGACUUGGCAGCCCGUAAUGUUUUGGUCAAAUCCCCCAACCACAUCAAGAUCACUGACUUCGGCUUGGCUCGCCUGCUGGACACUAAUGAGAAAGAGUACAACGCUGAUGGAGGGAAGAUGGCCAUUAAGUGGAUGGCACUGGAGUGCAUUCACUACAGAAAGUUCACCCACCAGAGUGACGUCUGGAGCUAUGGAGUAACCAUCUGGGAGUUGAUGACAUUUGGAGGGAAGCCAUAUGAUGGAAUUCCUCCCUGCGAGAUUCCGGAAAUCCUGGAGAAAGGAGAACGUCUGCCUCAGCCGCCCAUUUGCACCAUAGACGUCUACAUGGUCAUGGUUAAAUGUUGGAUGAUCGAUGCUGACAGCAGACCCAGGUUUAAAGAGCUGGUGGCAGAAUUCUGCAGGAUGGCCAGAGACCCUCAGCGGUACCUCGUCAUCCAGGGGGACGACUGCAUGAAGCUGCCCAGUCCAAACCACAGCAAAUUCUUCCAGAGUCUUCAGGACGAGGACGACCUGAGGGACCUGAUGGACAUUGAGGAGUAUCUGGUACCUCACCCAUCCCGAGCUCAACCCGACUCUAAACAGGGUCAGUGCUGUCAUCAUGAAGGGGUUUUCAGCCCUCAGGAAGUUUCUGGGCUCCAUUCCCGCCUGGCCUCCUCCUCCAGCUCCACCUCAGCAGGGACCCAGCGGGGGUCUCUGGUCCCUCAGGAGGAGAAGCUCUGUAAUGGGAGUCUGAAGAUGCAGAGCGGCGCUGGCUUUGUGGAGGACGUUAGCGCUCAGCGCUACAGCGCCAACCCCACCGUGUUCCUGCCACAGAUAACACAGAGGGGGGGCACUGAUAAGGACGGAUACAUGGCCCCCCGCAAAGAUAAAAGUUCCUCAGACCGACUGAAUCCAGUUGAGGAGAAUCCCUUCGUCACGCGACGAACAAACGGCGAAAUUCACGCGCUGGACAACCCAGGUUACCACAGUACCCCUGAUGGACACCCUAAGAUUGACGAGCCGUAUUUUAACGAACCCCUUUACCUCAACACAUUCCACAACAAAGCCAACGUCAACCAAGCAGCACUGAAGAAGAAUUCAGUGGGAGGAGUUUCCAGCCCACUGGAGAUGGGAACUACCACAACCAGCACAUCCACCAGCAGCCACGUGCCGCUCACCACCACCCAAUCCAUGAGAGUCCAUCACCACAGCCAGGGAGCACAUGUACACUUCGCAAUUCCACCAGUCCAACCUCCUCAAAGUGGACUGUUGAGUCAAAACGGCCACAGCCACGCCCACUUAGCCCAAACCAUCCACACUAAACAUCCCGGCAAAUCCCAGCAAGGCCAUCAUUCUCCUCACCAUUCCAGUCAGAUCUGCCACCUCAACCAGCAGCUCCAACCCAGCCUCGCGGAUCAGCAGGUCCACCUGGCGAAGUCCCUCAUCUCUGGUAAAAGCAGUCUCCCAGGUCACCCCGCCCACUCAGGCAGCGUAUCCCAACCAGGUCCAACUGGAACCAUCAUGCUCAGCAAGAAGUACUGGAAGACCUUCGACAACCCCGAGUACUGGCAGCACAGCCUCCCCCUCAAAGCCUCCUCCCAGGAGAACCCUCUCAAAGACUCGUCUCAGAGCUGCAACGCUACCAGCCUCUACAAACAAACCCUCUACAAGCAGAACGGCCGCGUACGCUCCACCGUGGUCGACAACCCGGAGUACCUGUCCGAGCUGGAGGCCAUGAAGCCCGGCCAAGUUCUUCCACCACCUCCAUACCGGCAGAGGAACACUGUAGUCUAACAUCCCGGUCUACGUAUUCAACAGAGCCUGAUUCUUCAACCAGCACCUUAACCCUCCAUCCUUUCCUAUCACACAUUCACGUACGCACCGAAAUGGACAAACCCAACCUGGCCAAUCGGCCAGUUUUCCACUGCAGGAACAGAUGGUUAAUACAGCCAUGCCGUACCUUUCUUCACAACUGGUUACAAUUUCUUCUUCCAUUUGCUAAAUAAUAAAAUAAUCCUUAAAUAAACACAAAUAAACCAAUAAAUAAAAACAAAAAGCCCAAGCAACACAGCCUCCCAACCUCCCACAAAGCAAGGAAGCAAGGAAGAGUGAGUUAGAGGAAGGUAGAGUGAAACAGAGCAAGGUAGAACAAAGUAUAGCAAGGUAGAGUGAGGCUGAGAUGAGGUA
Messenger RNA from Astyanax mexicanus (Mexican tetra), 4964 nucleotides. RefSeq names its product receptor tyrosine-protein kinase erbB-4. Bases 255 to 4571 code for a protein of 1438 amino acids. The record is from RefSeq and is a predicted model, not a curated record. Gene Ontology annotation, biological process: cell surface receptor protein tyrosine kinase signaling pathway; multicellular organism development; positive regulation of cell population proliferation. NCBI's taxonomy places the organism in Eukaryota, Metazoa, Chordata, Actinopteri, Characiformes, Acestrorhamphidae. The transcript is spliced from 27 exons. Gene Ontology annotation, molecular function: ATP binding; transmembrane receptor protein tyrosine kinase activity; epidermal growth factor receptor binding. Gene Ontology annotation, cellular component: basal plasma membrane; signaling receptor complex.